UUGUGCAAGUAUAUGAAUACCUCUAGUUUUUUAUGUGCUGAUUUUUAUCCUACAACACGUGGCUUCAAUACUGUAAUAUUCCAUCGUAUUGUCUUACUGUUGAUUUGUGCUGAUGUCAUUUUAUUUCAUACAGCUCUAGACUAUUAUAUUAACCAAAUAAUCCUUUGGGACUUGUGUUUUCCUUUUUUAGCAUUUAAUUCAUGGCUCAAGAGACUCAACAGAAUGAACCUCGUGGAUCCAUUAGCUUGCGAAAUUCCCAAUUGCAAUAUCCUAACUCACUAGCAAUCGCUAACAAUUGUUCAUCUUCUAGUGAAAUUCAUACCGCACACCAGAUAUCCAGUUCCUCUGUUAAAUUGCAUACAGUGACACCCGUUUGUACACUGACUAACAAUAACCAACCAAUUCAGUAUAUUGGGUCGGAGGCCAGGACUGUAUGCGUCCCUGUUUGUAGUUCUCAUUCAUUAUAUCCCCACUCGGUUGUACAUCGUGCAUCUCCAAAUUCAAAUGUUGGAUAUAACUCUGGAUCUAUGACUCAUGCUCAUUGCAGCACUUCAAGUAGUCAGCCGGAUAUGCUUGAGACAUUGCUGUCCAGGAAUGUAUAUAAUGCACAAGUACACCCUCCAAAUCACUCUCCACGUCUCCUCGGUUCGUCGAUAGUUGUAACUAACGUACCAAACCAAAAUCCUUCCGUCAUGAGUGGACCAGCAAACAUUCGUAAUACUGCUCCUGCCUCGAGUAGUCACCAAGUUGGUCAGACCUAUACGGCUACAACAAGUGCCCCGUCCGUCGUAGCAACAGACCCAGAAAAACGUCAGCUUAUUCAACAGCAGCUGAUUCUCUUGCUGCAUGCUCGACGCUGCCAACGCCAAGAAGACGAAAGCAAUGGAAGGAUAGUACAGUGUAAUACACCACACUGUAACACGAUGCGUGGAGUUUUGCAACAUAUGACAUCCUGUACACAAGGCAAGAACUGCCAGACCCCGCACUGUGCUUCCUCUCGUCAAAUAAUUUCACACUGGAAGAACUGCAAUAACCGAGAAUGUCCAGUGUGUGAACCUCUAAAGCAAAACCAGCAUUACCAACGCAAUCAAAUGGUACGCCCUCAAAAUGCAGUUCAAGUGCACACGGCUCCUAACCGAGUUCCUGAAGUGAAUGGUGUAGACUCCAGUCCUCACUCGUGUGCUUCACUUCAACCACCUAGUCAGAAUUUUCGUGUUACAUCCAUUGGAAGUGUUCCUAACAAUCCAAGUGUUGUUCGAGCACCAGCUGCAGUCGUCCCUAGUACUCAAAUUUCAGACACAUCAGGCUUAAAUGGGGUCAGUAGUCAUACUACUUCAAACUGUACACCUAUGGAGCAGAAUGAUUGGCGAAAAGGUGUAGAUAUAUCCCAACGGAAUCAUGUCGUGCGAAGGAUGUAAGUUCUCACUUAUAAUGUCAUUUGAUUACAUGAAAUAAUUUUUGUGGAGCGCUCUAUCGAAUGCUGACGUCUUGAAUACUAAAGACGUUGCGUUUUCUCUAUGUCUGUAUAGUGGUGGCUUUAUAACUUAGUUACUUCGUACUGUAUGUGGUGUAUAUUCCUGCCAUUGAGGUGUAAUGGCUGUGUAUUAGCGUCUGUUAAAUGAAUAACAGGUUUUUAAGAUGGUCGUAAUAGGACGUAAUGCAGUGUGCAACUAUUAGGUGAAAUACGCCAGAAGAUGGUACUUUAUCUGUAAGAUUUGUUGUAGUAAAAUAUACUGUUCUAAUUCAGAAGAAUCCAGAACUUGUUAUGUUGAAGACAGGUGAAUGUGAAAUGCAGCAAAGAGUUACAACAUUUGAGGUGUUAUGUUUUUUAUGUUGGAUGCCCCGUGACGUCGAAUCUGGUGCAAUUCCGUGAGCUUGUGUAUUUGGACUACGCUGGUCGCGUUUGCGAUAUUGACAACCUAAUUGCAUAUCAAAUUUACAUCUGAAAACACCCAAUUCAUUUGCUACAUAUGAGCUGCAGAAUCUGGGGGCUUAAAAAUUGAGGCAGCAGAGAAUUUGCACAUUCUGACAACUCAAACUAUUUUCAUCACCUUGCGUAUGUUGAAUAUCUGUCGCUGAUGAUGUGUAUUGUCUCGGGUGUCACCGCUUUGUGUGCACUUGCUGUGCUCGAUCUUACUAUCGGAUUUUGCUCUAUGGGCGUUCGGUAUUUUUCCUUUCAUCUCUUGUGGCAAGCGUGUUAUUCGAUAAGCCAGGAGCGUAGCUCUGCAAGAGUUUGACUUUUUAUUUGCUGUUUCCACUUUUCAGGCUUGUAUUUUUUUGUAAUGGCACAUUGUAGGAAGUUUUCAUAAAGCUGUUUGCCUACGUGGCGUGAACUAGUGUAGAAUUGUUCAGUGUUGUGUUGUGGGUGAUUGUUGCGAAUCGCGAAAUUUCCUGUUAUCUGUGAAGUAUUAUUGUUGCUUAUAAGUCUUGGAUUUAAUAUGGAACAUACUCAGUAGUUAUUUUAUCUACCAUAAGGAUUAGGAUCCUGCGUGAUAUCGAGAUUUGUGCUAUCAAGCUAGCAAGCCCCAAUCCUGGGGCGUGUAGUACAUUUUAUACUUGGGACAUGAGCUAUCAUAGCCAUAUCAUCACCUUGCCUCGGGAAUUUUCUCGGCAUUUUUGGAAAACUGCUUCUGUGAAAUCAUGUCUGGGUUUUUCUAUUUAGGGACUAGAUAUUGGUGGGGUCAUGGUACCGCAUAUCGGUAAACUCGUAAAUGGCGAAAUCUUAUAGACGCUAGUGGCCUUAUCAGUUAUGUCAUUCAUAUAUGGUUUGCUAUGUGCGUGUGGUUGUCAAAAUUUCAUCACACUAUACUUGCCAAUGAGGGAAAAGUACACAUUAAGAAAAUAUAGUGCUGUUUGGCAAAUGAGAGUGAAAUUUUAUUCAACAACCACUUGGAGUUCUGUGCAGUCGGCAAUGAACCAUGAAUUAUGAGAAUGCCAUUAAAACUAACCGGCUGCCCAAACCUCCAUAAAUGCAGUCAUGGUUGUAGCUGAUCGCCAGCUACAUUGAAUUGCGUUGAUAUCACUCUGCUUCUUACGGUGAAGUGAUAUGGUUUAAGAUGCGGCUCGAGUAGCUGUCUCGUGAUUUAGACAGAUUUAAAGCGGAAUUUUGUGAUAAAGGUCUGUCUGUAUUGUCAAAGUCCACCUAGUGAAUAUAUGUAGCUAGUAUUUGAUGGCCGUAGAUGUAGGUUUUCUCACGACCUGGGUACGAGUUUCCUUGGAAUUCUCCUUAGCUCUUGUCGAACUGCACUGGUAAUUUAAUUUAAGGCAGUUUCUCCCAAGAUUUCCAUUUUUGACCAGUAACUAAAUCUGAAAUGUUGACCGCUGUGGAUUAUAGCUUUGGCUCGCUAACCUCAAAUCCUAAAAAAAGCAGUAGGUAUCUUUGAAAGGUUUUGGAAAGUACAUACAAAAUUAUUUAGAAGUAUGCCAUCCAUUAUGAUAAAAAUGAGCGUCAUAGAGCUACUUCAGACCAAAUCAAAGUAAACUAGGAAUCACUUGUUUUUAUUUCCAUAUGGCAGUAAAUAAUUUUUAUUACGAAGGAAUUAGAUUGGUUAGUUUCCAAUCAAAUUUACAGUCACAGUUAUUAGGACUGGCUCAUUAACCACGUCAAACUUUCCAGUUAUUGAUGAAUGCUUAUUUGAAUAUGUUUGCAACUAGGGGCGAUCGCGAUGGGUUCUUUAGAUGAAAGUCGUCUUAGACCUUUUGCAUCUGAUAUAGUUUUUGUACACUUGUACUGAAAUAUUCCAUUCCAGGGAAUAAGGCUGCAAUACUUGUCC
Trichobilharzia regenti is the source of this 3773-nucleotide messenger RNA. Lineage: Eukaryota; Metazoa; Platyhelminthes; Trematoda; Strigeidida; Schistosomatidae. The record is from the annotation of a GenBank genome assembly.